AUGACUACAAACAAAAUCACAUUCUUGUUGAACUGGGAAGCUGCUCCUUAUCACAUCCCCAUCUUUCUCGCUCAAACCAAGGGCUACUUCAAAGACGAAGGUAUCGACAUUGCUAUUCUCGAACCUUCCAACCCUUCCGAUGUCACUGAGUUGAUUGGCUCAGGCCAGGUCUCGAUGGGACUCAAGGCAAUGGUUCACACUUUGGCUGCCAAGGCACGCGGAUUCCCCGUGACUUCAGUAGGAACUUUAUUAGAUGAGCCAUUCACUGGGAUUUGCUACUUGGAAUCCUCGGGUAUCACGCAGGAUUUCCAUUCUUUAAAGGGCAAGAGGAUUGGCUACGUUGGCGAGUUUGGCAAGAUCCAAGUUGACGAGUUGACGAAAUAUUACGGCAUGUCACCCGAGGACUACACUACGGUGCGCUGUGGGAUGAACGUGGCCAAAUAUAUCUUGGAAGGCACGAUUGAUUGCGGGGUUGGCAUUGAGUGUAUCCAAAUGGUUGAGUUGGAGGAGGCGUUGAAAAAGCAAGGCAAAGACCCCAACCAAGCCAAGAUGAUGCGUAUUGACACUUUGGCUCAGUUGACGUGUUGCUGCUUCUGCCUGAUUCUCUACAUCGUCAACGACGCCUUUUUGAAGGAAAACGGAGCAAAAGUUGAAAAGUUUUUAAGUGCAGUUAAACGGGCCACGUCGUACAUGUUGCAGAACCCGCACCAAGCGUGGCAGGAAUACGGCAAUUUCAAGCCUCAAAUGGAGACCGAAUUGAAUAGGAAAAAAUUUGAGAGAUGCUUUGCCUACUUUUCGGACUCGUUGUAUAACGUGCCUCGUGACUGGGAAAAAGUUACCAAUUACGGCAAGAGGUUGGAGAUCUUGCCGCCAGAUUAUGAGCCAAACUAUUCCAAUGCCUACUUGACUUGGGACGAGCCAAAGGAAGUCGAGGAUCCUUUGAAGGCGCAGCAGUUGAUGGCUAAGCAUCAAGAGGAGUGCAAAGCAUGUGGUGGCUAUCGUAGAUUGGCAUUGGCUUGA
Lodderomyces beijingensis is the source of this 1020-nucleotide messenger RNA. The record is from the annotation of a GenBank genome assembly. NCBI's taxonomy places the organism in Eukaryota, Fungi, Ascomycota, Pichiomycetes, Serinales, Debaryomycetaceae.